AUGGCGAAAACAAAACCGGCAGAUCGCAAGUCGAAGAAGAGCGCAAAGGCCAGCGCAUCGAACGGAACGAAGAAGCCCAAGACGUCACCGCAAGACCUGCUAAUACAAGCUGCGACGCUAUUGCAAACCUCACAGCCAGAAGAAGCGCUUGUUGCUGCGAGAAGAGCAUUGAAUCUUCUCCAAUCGGACUCGAAACCCACAGUAGCGGUACUUCCAGCGCUGAACUUGUUAGGAGAAAUCAACGUCGAACUAGGCGACCCUGAGGCUGCGAAAGAGGCCUUCCAAGCCGCCAUAGUAAUCGACCCAGAAGGCGCAAACGAUGGCGCCGAGAAGUUUCUAUGGAUGGCACAAUUGAACGAAGAAGGGGGCGCAGAGAGCGUACGGUGGUUCCACAAAGGCAUCCAAGUGCUCAAACGAGAAAUGAGCGAGUUGGAGGGCAAGCUCGUCAAGAAGACUGAGACUGAGGAGUUGCUAGAGGAAAAGAGGCAGAAGAUUGCAAACUCGUUAUGUGGUAUUGCAGAAGUCUACAUGACUGAUCUAUCGUGGGAAGAAGAUGCGGAAGCGCGAUGCGACGCCGCUGUCACCGAGGCUCUGCUGGUUGCGCCAAAUAACCCCGAGCCUUUGCAGACGCUGGCGUCUGUGCGGAUAUCUCAAUUGCGACAAGACGACGCCAGAUCUGCCUUGAAGAAAAGCAUGGAGCUGUGGAAGGACCUGGACCCGGAUGACCCCAAAGUGCCCGAUUACUCGACGCGCAUCAGCUUGUCUCGUCUGCUCAUGGAGACUGAGAUGGAGGACGAGGCUAUUGAGGUCUUGGAGAGACUGGUGGGCGAGAACGAUGGUAGUGUGGAAGCGUGGUACUUGGGCGGAUGGUGUCUACAUCUACUAGCUGGAAAGCAAAAGGUCAAAGGAGAGGACCAGGUUGCCACUUCGUUACUGCGCGCAAGUCGCGACUGGCUUGAGAAUUGCCUCAAGCUGUACACUGUGAUGGAGUACGAGGACGAAAGGUUGAAGGAUCACGCCGAGGAGAUAUUAAAGGAGCUCAAUGAUGUCCUGGGACCGUCUGUUGAAGGAGAAGAAGAAGAGGAGGAGGAGGAAGAAGAGGACUGGGAAGAUGAUGACGCAGAUGAUGGUGAAGAUGAGGAUGCAGCUAUGGAUGGUACAUGA
Messenger RNA from Plenodomus lingam JN3, 1164 nucleotides. The record is from RefSeq and is a predicted model, not a curated record. Lineage: Eukaryota; Fungi; Ascomycota; Dothideomycetes; Pleosporales; Leptosphaeriaceae.